GGAAGUGAGUCACUGUGCCAGUACCUAAGAUGGCCGCCACCCCACUUGCUUCAGUGGACGAUAGAUGAGAAGCCGGCGUGAGCCCAGAAGUUGCCCGGCUAGGCAGUGGUAGCUUCGGGGGCGUAGCUUCCGGUGGCCCGCGCCUGCGAGUCCCGGCGCUGAAUCUAGUGGAGGUGGCAGGUGACAGGCGCUGCUGCCCGGUCGGCGGCGGCUGGUGCCCAGGCAAACCAGCGGCCUCCAGCUCGCGGCCCCGCAAGGCUCCACGGCCGCACCGUGGGAUGGACGAGGGGAAGAUGGACGAGAAUGAAUGGCGGUACCACGGUGAAGGCAACAAGAGCCUAGUGGUGGCCCAUGCGCAGCGUUGUGUGGUGCUUCGUUUUCUGAAGUUUCCUCCUAAUAGGAAGAAGACCUCAGAAGAAAUAUUUCAGCACCUGCAGAACAUAGUGGACUUUGGCAAAAAUGUCAUGAAAGAGUUUUUGGGUGAGAACUAUGUUCAUUGUGGGGAAGUUGUUCAGCUGCCUUUAGAUUUUGUGAAACAGCUUUGUUUAAAGAUACAAUGUGAAAGACCAGAAUCUCGCUGUGACAAGGACCUGGACACGCUCAGUGGCUAUGCCCUGUGCCUCCCCAACCUAGCCAGACUGCAGACCUACCAGUUUGCAGAGCGCCGGCCGAUUCUGUGUGUAGAGAUCAAGCCCAAAUGUGGGUUUAUUCCCUUCUCCAGUGACGUUACGCACGAGAUGAAGCACAAGGUGUGUCGUUACUGCAUGCACCAGCAUCUCAAGGUAGCAACUGGGAAGUGGAAGCAGAUAAGUAAAUACUGCCCUCUCGAUCUCUACUCAGGAAAUAAACAGAGAAUGUACUUUGCUUUGAAAAGCUUGUUACAGGAGGCACAGAACAACUUAAAGAUCUUUAAGAAUGGUGAGCUGAUUUAUGGCUGCAAAGAUGCCCGCAGCCCCAUGGCUGACUGGAGUGAGCUCGCGCACCACCUGAAGCCAUUCUUCUUCCCAUCCAAUGGCCUGGCCAGUGGACCCCACUGCACAAGGGCUGUGAUCCGGGAGCUGGUGCGUGUCAUCACACGGGUGCUACUGAGUGGCUCGGACAAGGGCCGGGCGGGCGCCCUCAGGUCGGGGCCUGGGCUGCGGGGCCCACCCGUCUGUGAAGCCAGCCCUUUCAGCAGGAGCCUGCGCUGCCAAGGAAAAAACACCCCGGAGCGCUCAGGGUUACCGAAGGGCUGUCUUCUGUACAAAACCCUCCAGGUGCAGAUGUUGGACCUGCUGGACAUCGAAGGCCUCUACCCUCUGUACCGGCGGGUUGAGCGGUACCUGGAGGAGUUUCCUGAGGAGAGAAAAACAUUGCAAAUAGAUGGGCCUUAUGAUGAAGCAUUUUACCAGAGGCUGCUCGAUCUUUCCACUGAGGAUGAUGGUACAGUGGCUUUUGCAUUGACAAAGAAUCAGCUUGCCAAGUUCUACAAAGAAACCAGCUGUGACUGUGAUAGGGAUUGUGUGAGUCUGCACUUUGCUUGCAUGGUUCAGCAGUACCGGGUUGCCAUGACUGCGAAGGACUGCUCCAUCAUGAUUGCACUCUCUCCUUGUCUGCAGGAUGCAAGCUCCGAUCAAAGGCCUGUUGUCCCUUCAUCGAGAUCUAGGUUUGCCUUCUCUGUGUCUGUGCUGGACCUGGACCUCAAGCCCUACGAGAGCAUUCCUCAUCAGUAUAAACUGGAUAGCAAGAUAGUCAACUACUAUUUAAAGACUGUACAUGCCAAAGAUGCCACCGUGAUGUCGACAAGGUUCAAGGAAAGCGAAGAUUGCACGUUAGUUCUCCAUAAGGUCUAACCUUUUUCUUGUAGUGGCUUUGAAACUUGAACACAGAAUGUGAAGGUUGAAUGAUAGAGCUAUUUUCUGUUGUGUUGGGUGACUUCUGGCUGUGAAUGUUUUUGCUUUUCAAGCCCUGUUCAGGUGGGACUGCCUCUAGGAGACAUGGAAUGCCCUUAGAGACAGCUUCCAGGACAAGGAAUGUUGGACAUGAGCCCAGCAGUGUGCUGUGUCCCUGGAGGCCCCCCUGGGCAGUUCUCCCUUUCCACCCAGGGUUCACAUCUAAUCUCUAAAAAGCCUUAUAAGACCCCAGGUUUGGAUUUCCUACCACCAGAAUCCUAACAUAGAAAACUUGAAUUGUCACAUACACCUUACAGUUUGGACUUUGAAGAAAACACAGAUACUACUGGAACGUUCCCAGCUGAGUUACCUGGUCACUCUUCCAACACAAGCCGUGUGUCAGCACGGGUUUAGCAGUUCCCUGCUGUGGGGAGCGCUGAGUUGCUGAUGUGGACGUCAGUUCUGAGCAGCGGACUCACAGUCCGUGUGGAGGUGCUGUACCCAUUGCUCUGCUCAGGGUCAGCAGGGAGCGUGGGACUCAGGGCAGGGGUAGACACCACUCAUGCGAGCACUGACUUUCUAUUUUGUGUUGAAUGAUUUUAUCUUUAACUUUAGGGGAAACAAGGUAUCCUUUCCCACCUGAAAUUGCUGCUGUGGAAGCUGAAAGCAGAGCUGUAACUCUGAGCUGCUAUGCCCAGGGUGGGUGUUGUGGGGUGCCUGUGCGUCUGCCAGUUCUGUGUUCUGACAUUUUUGGAUGUUUGGGAAACCUCAGCUACUUCUGCCAGGGUCAGCAACCUGAUUCGGGUUUCACUAAGAUGUGUGGUGUUGGUGGCCUUGAGUAAUUCUGGACCGCCUCCCCAUCGGGGCUGCCCAGGGCCCUGCUUCUGCAUGAUGAGCGACUCCUGGCUGGCACCAAGAGGGUUCUUGUUGGGGUCACCAAAAGCAUGCCCAGCUGCUAUGAAAACUGUUGGGAAUCUUGGCUUCAGUUUUUUAUUCUAUGGUAGGUUGUAAUAGAUUAUUUAUAUCAUCAUUUUGAGGGACUAAUGAAGGCUUAUUGUAAUAUAAUAGUGAAACCAUGAGAUUGUAUGAAAAUACUAUACAAAAAAUGAGAAUAUUUUGCUGAUUAUAAUUUUUGUGGGGAAUUUUGUGAUAAAUUGAGAAUUAUGCUUAUUUGAAUCAAGCCAGCUCUUCUAGAAUUUAUUCUUCAGUCCUGUCCUACCAUUUACUUCUUACUUCUUCACUCAGAGGUUCAAAAAGAUACUCAAAUAACACAUGCCUCUCAUUCAUGUGGGAUGCUGGGUACAGGGCUUUGGAGAUUCCACACAUAGGGGUGUGCAUGGAGCCCUGUUCUCAUGGUCAAGUUGCAGGCUCCAGAGUGCACGGAAGUAGAUAGCUGCCAGAGUUGUUUUGGCCUGAGGUUGUUCCUUGUUGCUGGCCUGGGGUGAGGAUGGUCUUGCCCAGCACCAGGGUAUGCAGGGGACCCUGAAUCUCUUGUGUGUGGAGCUCUGAAACCCCAGCCCCUCAAGGAGGUAGGCUGGGCAGCCUCCUGUUGCCUAUUCUGACUGGAGUGAACAGUCUGAAAACAAUCACCCUCUAUUUGGGGGAAAAAAAUUAAAGAUGAGUAUCUCUUGCUAGAGGGUCUUGACUCAACCCUUUGCACUUCUCACACUCCACCUCAGCCCCUUCCCUGAGGCUUUCAUUUGAUGGAAACAGUGUUUUCACCCAUUCUACUUUAAACUGGCGACUCAGGUCAGUGCAGCACUUAGGACUCGGGGGGACUUUAAUGGAAACACUGUUUCUUCUGUGCAGAGGGGCCAGGGACUAAGGCCCUGUGUGAAGGGGCAAUGCCCUGUUUGCUGUCUUACUGCAUUUGUUAAUGUUAACCACUCUCCUGUUUUGUGAAAGACCAUGAAGAGUGAAUGUCAGAGGACUUGCUGCUGAGAGGUGCUGUGAAAGCCUCCAGUGCUGCUUCUAGAGCCAGGAGGUGAGGAGGGCGGUGUGGCUCCCCUGAGGUGUCUGAGGAAUGUAAAAGAAAUGAGGCUGCACUGGUAAGCCCUCCAGGAGUCCCUCAGUGGUGGAUGGUAGGAGGAGGGCCAACCUUUGAGAUGGGCUGGUGCCGCCUCUGCCCUUAGAUUCAUACCAAGGUAGGGGCACGGUGGCUCCCCAUAUCCCAGGAUGGAUAGCCACUUCUGUACUUUCUCGGAUGUUGAGUUUACUUUAAAAAAUACACUAUAUGUGUCACUUGUUUGGUAUUUUGAAUUUAAAUAACUGUAUUUAUUUUUCCUGUCCUGACAACUUAAAUAUAAUGUGCCAUAAUUGCAUAAACAUGUUCUAAAGGUAAGGUUUCUAAGUGGAAAAGAGCAAAUGUUUAUAUUCAAUAAAAUCACACACCUCCAGGUGCAGCAUCUUA
Molecule: messenger RNA, 4281 nt
Organism: Bubalus bubalis (water buffalo)
Lineage: Eukaryota; Metazoa; Chordata; Mammalia; Artiodactyla; Bovidae
Gene: IPPK
Product: inositol-pentakisphosphate 2-kinase
Exons: 14
Coding region: 279-1832 (517 amino acids)
Biological process (GO): inositol phosphate biosynthetic process
Cellular component (GO): nucleus
Molecular function (GO): inositol-1,3,4,5,6-pentakisphosphate 2-kinase activity; ATP binding
Source: RefSeq, a predicted model, not a curated record